Messenger RNA from Paracoccidioides brasiliensis Pb18, 1161 nucleotides. RefSeq lists its product as uncharacterized. The record is from RefSeq and is a predicted model, not a curated record. The transcript is spliced from 9 exons. Bases 1 to 1161 code for a protein of 386 amino acids.
AUGAGGAAAUCGAUGGAGUUAAUCUGCGGCCUGAAUGCCUCUCGUUUGGUGGAGAGGCGCACCAAUGCGGUGCAUGUUGGGCACGUUGGAAGCUCUGCUGCGGUUACCCGCCUUAGAGGGGAGGUUGAGUCAGACGUGGGCACCUCUGAGGCGGAGGUGGAGGAAGACGUGGAAGAGAGUGAGGAGGAGAUUAUGGGGAAGUCUGAGAAGGGAGAGACCCCUGUAACGGACAGCGAAGGGGAGGAUAGCCUCCUUCUACGUGGAGAGAAGAUGAUGGAGAAGAUGGUCGCGGGUCACGCCCUUGGCAGCGCUGAGGGGAGCACCUCGCUGGAGGACGAUCUUUCGAGACAUCCGCAGCGAUUCACCCGGGGUGAGAUUGAAUCCAUGAAUGUGAAAGUUACCUUUCUAGAAAUACGAGUGAAGAAGAAAGGACAGAAUUACGAAAAGCAGACCUUAUCGUCCAUGAACCUCUCAUCCGGACCAGACGCUACACAGUCAAAUGACAUGGCGGGAUGCAAUAGAGAAGAUGUUUGUUGGAGGCGUAGUAAUGAGGAAGUCCAGGGUUUUCCCCCUAUUCGUACUGUUGCUGCCUUUAGCAAGAGGCUUUUCAAAGCAAUUUUACCGACAGUGCUCUCCGAAUUCAUUGAUCCCAACGACACGUCUUCCAUGCCUUCCACGCCCGCUACGAUCAGUUCAUCUGUCUCUGAUUAUAACCCAUCAGGGAGAGCGAUAUUGAAGCUUGACUAUUUAGGCCAGCUCACCGGGUGGUUCUUGUCGUUCUUCCAGGAGACCAUGCUUGGUUCGUCAUCACUGUCGUUGAAUUUUAUAUCAGAAAAUCAGCUAAUAUCACGAGCCGUGGAUAAGAGAGUGGAACAAGUGGUGCGGACAGGUAAGGAAAUAGAGGCAGAACUUGGCUCUCCCAACGAUGGUUGCCCUUGGACGAUGCUGAACAACCCACCUGACGGCCUACACCAAGAUUUGAAACACCAUUCGUCAAAUGACAGGAAUGAAAGUCCAACCGCUCAGUUGCUACGAACAGGCCUCCUUCUAGCACCCCACCAGGUUUUAUAUCCAGGACCCCGCACGAAGCGGAGAGGAACCUCUGAGACUGCAGGGAGUUCUAUUUCGCUGUCACGCGGCAUCUCGACGGCACCAGCAUGA